This is a messenger RNA of Porites evermanni, 2155 nucleotides long. The record is from the annotation of a GenBank genome assembly. NCBI's taxonomy places the organism in Eukaryota, Metazoa, Cnidaria, Anthozoa, Scleractinia, Poritidae.
AAGAGUAAACCACAGCAGCUCAGUUUGGAGGCCACUAGAAAUCUGUUGGUGUGUUUGCUGUGGGUGUUGAAGAAUAUGGAUAGUCAGGUCUUAAAGGAUUGGUGGGCAGAUCAGCCAUCUUCAAGGUAUAAAGAGAUUGGUUCUAUCUACUGAGUUAAUAAUAAACACUUAAUUACUGGUCUGGAGGGAAACAAAAUUAACUGUUUCCCAAGCCGAGGGACCGGUCUUUAAGUGAUUUGUUAUAUAGCUGGAAAUUCAUUUAACCUUGCUGUAACGGCGGUCGUCGGUCAACAUUCGUGGGUAACAGUGCACUGUUACCCUCUGACGUCAUAGAUUUUGCAAUGUUCUCCGUUCAGCGAUUUUGGCGGGAAACGGUUUAAUUGUAAGAUGUCAUGUGACCUCGAAGUAACCAAUGAGAGCGCGCGCUGUAGGGAAUAAAUUUUCAGCUAUAUAACAAAGAAAACUGGCCACCUGAGAGAGAGUGAGAAGCCAACUUUUUGAUUAGUGGCGCUUUGUUCCAUAGUCGUAUUGGUCCUGCUCAUUUAAAGCAAACUUUUUGAAAAGCAGUUAUGCAAGUUACUUUGUUGGAAUUUUCAAUUUCACGAAGUUAGUUUUUUGAAUUAUCCCUGAUGUUUGCGUUUUGUUCAUUUUUGGGAUCAGAGUAGUGACCCUUUAUCUCAUACGCACUGCAAGAGUAACAAGUUGAAAAACGUAAGCUUCACUAUUCAAUGGCUAUUUUGUUGGAAGAUAGACGCGGUUAGAGCGGCCGAAUUGAUAGCCUGCGAACGCAGACGUGUUUCUGGUCGUCGCCUCUCGCCACCCAAAAAGUGGGGAGAAUCGACGACCGGAAAUACGUCUGCGUUUGCAGGCUACCGAACUGAAGGGAAAGGAAUAAUCUAUUGCGUUUAAUUUUCAGGCCGUACAGUACCUUGCGGCCGUAAAAUUCACCAAUAAAUCAAUUUAUCGCAGGUUGGAAUUGCUAUUGGACGUGCUUCGCCUGUGUGUCACUCUGUUCGAAUAUGGCGGAAAGAUGCAAAAAUCAUCUCAAUUCCCGGCAGAACCAAGGCCUAAAUCCGCCCAGCAUGACAUGAAGGCCAAGCUGGAAGAAGUUCUUGGAAAUAAGGAUGCUGCAAGGGAGAUGAUGCAACGCCAUAGCAGAGUUAUGUUAGGUAAUAAUUGGCCAUUUUGAAGUCGCGUGAGAGACUGGGUUGGUGUUGUGUCGAAUGACACUAUGGGAUUGUUUCGAGAAACAAUUCUGACCCAGUUUUCCUCGCAGCUUUGUAAUAGCUUAUAGAAACGGUGAUGGUGUCCCCAAAAACGGUUCCAUAGUGCUAGUUUACACAACAGCGCGACUGUUCGUGUAUGUCGUGGAGUCUGUGUAGUUUAAAAAUACAUAUUGUCUACUUUAUUCUGCAUACAUAUCCCAUGACGAUUCUCUUUUAAGCAAUCCAGACCUUUUCCUGUUUUGGUCAAUGCCAUUAUUCGCCUGACCUUAAUGCUUGCUUAAGCGGUGACAGGACGGAAGAGGAAAGAAGAAGGCAAAUAUUGUGUGACAAGCGUGACAAUAAUUUUGAUUGAAAUAACUUUUCACCAAACUUCACUUUCCUUUAAACUGGUCUUUUUGUAAAAGACCAGAAAACAUUGAUGUUAGUGAAGAUCACGACAAAACACACAAGUAAUAGCCUUGUCACGUUCGUCACGUACAAGCGAUUUGCCGUCCUGUUGCGUAAACUCACUAUUAUAAGAGUAAAUCAGACUCUUGUCAUUGAGAGUGAGUCAGUAUUCCUAUGACGCCGUAAUUGACUGAUGUUAUAAGGUGCUAUCGUCUUUUCUAUAAUCAAACCGUGCGCAGUCGUGUGUUUUGGAAUCCCUAGAGAGCAAACCUGAAAUUAUGCAAAGGUGUAUUUUGUGGUACCUCAGAGAAAUACUUUUCUCUCAAAAUUUCCUGUAAACGCACCAGUCUCUCUCAUGGAUGUUCUGGUAAAGCUGAACCUUUCAAAACGGAGUAGUUACACGAAAUAAAUGCGUACUCUUCGCUAAACGCAUAUACUGUGUCGUAACAGAAAAGGGCCAGUCACCAGGCACGGAAACCAGACUUAGAUGGCGUAAAGAUCAAACACAGUGGAGACAGGCGAAUGAACAACAAGACAGGUGA